AGGGAGGAGGGAGGCAUUUGUGCUCUGAGUGUCUCCCUCGCCCCGGAUCUCGCGUGCGCGCGCUGCGGAUCCAACAUGGAUCUGGAAAGCAAGAUCAAGAAGAUGGGCUUAGGACAUGAAGAAGGAUCUGGGGCUCCUUGCUUGAAGUGCAAAGACAAAUGUGAAGGAUUUGAGCUACAUUUCUGGAGGAAAAUAUGUCGAAACUGCAAGUGUGGGCAGGAGGAGCACGAUGUUCCCACUAGUAACGAGGACGACCGCAAAGUGGGGAAGCUCUUUGAGGAUACAAAAUAUACAACCCUCAUUGCAAAGCUGAAAUCGGAUGGGAUCCCUAUGUACAAGCGCAAUGUUAUGAUACUGACUAAUCCAGUGGCUGCCAAGAAGAACGUGUCGAUCAAUACUGUGACUUACGAAUGGGCACCUCCUGUUCAGAAUCAAAGCCUGGCAAGACAUUAUAUGCAGAUGCUUCCCAAGGAGAAGCAACCCGUGGCUGGCUCGGAAGGUGCUCAGUACAGGAAGAAGCAGUUGGCCAAGCAGCUGCCCGCACACGAUCAGGAUCCGUCCAAAUGCCACGAGCUGAGUCCUAAUGAGGUGAAGCAGAUGGAGCAGUUUGUGAAGAAAUACAAGAACGAGGCGCUCGGGGUGGGAGAUGUCAAGCUGCCGAGCGAAGUGGAAGGCAAAGCUGCCGGGAAGGAUGUCCCGACUAAUGGGGAGAGAGGCACCCCGGCCACCGUAGGAGCCAUGGAAGACAAACUGGCUGGUCCAAAGGCAUCCCAAUAUUGCUGCUUCCGGUGCAAACUGAGCAUGAAGGAAGGGGACCCGGCUGUCUACGCCGAGCGGGCCGGCUACGACAAACUCUGGCAUCCGGCUUGUUUUGUCUGCUGCACCUGCAGCGAGCUCCUUGUGGAUAUGAUCUACUUCUGGAAGAAUGGGAAGCUGUACUGUGGCCGACACUACUGUGACAGCGAGAAGCCCCGCUGCGCUGGCUGCGAUGAGCUUAUAUUCAGCAAUGAGUACACCCAGGCCGAAGGUCAAAGCUGGCAUCUGAAACACUUCUGCUGCUUUGACUGCGACUGUGUCUUGGCUGGGGAGAUCUACGUCAUGGUAAACGAAAAGCCUGUCUGCAAACCGUGCUACGUGAAGAAUCAUGCCGUGGUCUGCCAGGGUUGCCACAAUGCUAUCGACCCCGAAGUUCAACGUGUGAGUUACAACAAUUUCAACUGGCAUGCCACCACAGAGUGCUUUCUGUGCUCCUGUUGCAGCAAGUGUCUCAUUGGCCAGAAGUUUAUGCCGGUAGAAGGAAUGGUUUUCUGCUCGGUGGAAUGUAAGAAAAAGAUGAUGUCCUAAUGGGAAGAGAACCCGGAUCAGGCCAAGUUUUGCUUUACUUCAGAACCCUCUGCAUUUCUACUGUAUUGGGGCGUUUUUUAAAACAAAAUUGAACGUAUUAAAUGGCAAAUUCCAAAGAUUCUUUUUUUUAACAUUUCUAACUUGAUAGCUUUUGAUUAAGUACUUCCAGCACUUCUGUAUUCUUACUACUUUGUUACUACUUGUUGCAAAUGUUACUCACAUAUAGGGAGCCUGAUAUUCCUGGUGUAUUUCAAAGACUAGAUGCUCUAAAGUGUUCUUUUAUACACAUUUUUAAACAAACUAUGUAAAAAUAAAACAAUGACUUGGUAUGUUGUAAAUCAGUGUUUCCCAAACUGGGGUCUCCAGCUGUU
Messenger RNA from Podarcis muralis (Common wall lizard), 1715 nucleotides. RefSeq names its product testin LIM domain protein (gene TES). NCBI's taxonomy places the organism in Eukaryota, Metazoa, Chordata, Lepidosauria, Squamata, Lacertidae. The record is from RefSeq and is a predicted model, not a curated record. Gene Ontology annotation, molecular function: zinc ion binding.